Habropoda laboriosa is the source of this 3929-nucleotide messenger RNA. RefSeq names its product erythroid differentiation-related factor 1. The transcript has 8 exons. The record is from RefSeq and is a predicted model, not a curated record. NCBI's taxonomy places the organism in Eukaryota, Metazoa, Arthropoda, Insecta, Hymenoptera, Apidae. Bases 108 to 3737 code for a protein of 1209 amino acids. Gene Ontology annotation, biological process: positive regulation of DNA-templated transcription.
GCGAGCGGUCGACGAGGUGUCUCGAUAUACAUUCUGGUUCCUUCUAGAAAUUUUGGAACGGAACGACAUGUUUUGAGAGACGCGAGUGACACCGUUCGAAAUUAAAAAUGUCAGAAAGCGCGGUGACCAAAGUUGAUACAGUCAAUCCUAUGCCUCUGGCCAUACCGUCUGAUUCACCCAAGAAACCAGUUAAGUCUACCGCCGUUGUAAAAUAUUCUGCCGUUCCGACACCAGCGACUUAUGCUCAAUUACAAUGCAACACAGAUCUGAAUUUACCACCGAGCAAUUGGCUAAGCAGCUCUGCAGAAAGCUACGGACUGCAAAGUGUUUGGUCACAGACCUCUGGAUUUUCCAGCUUUCGCAUGGCACACAUGUUCCCUGACUGUGUGGGAGAGGUUGAUGUCGUGUCCGAUGCUGAGAAUAUAAAGAAACUCUUGAAACUACCGUACAACCAUGGAGUCAUAUCAAUGGUGGUUCACAGAAUUGAAAAUACUCUGUUGCUGGAUGAUUUUGAUAUUCACAAAUACUUGCUCAGACGUGCGGAGAGUGACUGGGAGUGGCUGAAGAAGUUCUUCUACGAACACAUUUUCCACAAUCUGGGAGACAAGGAGAAAUGUCUGUUUCACAAGACAAACAGCAGAAAUACCUUGCAGCAGAGAAACUUGGUAUCCAAAUUUUUGUAUCAUUCGAUAUUAGUGGGUGAUAAUAAGGAGCAACAGACCAAACCACAGUUACCUGUGAAAACACUGGAACCAUGCUUACCAGAGCCCUCGCAAGAAGAGAAAGUACCGGAUCCAAAUUAUAAUCACAAUUUUGCCAGAAAUAUUCUCUGGACUUUUGAGAAUAUACAAAUGCUCAUUGGCACUGAUAUGCCUAUAUUUGGAGGGCAAACUCAUCCGUGUAUAAGCCUCAGACUGAGAGACAUGACCAAGCCCAUCAAUGUGUUAACUGGUAUAGAUUAUUGGUUGGACAACUUGAUGUGUAAUGUUCCAGAAGUAGUAAUGUGUUAUCACUUGGAUGGUAUUGUCCAAAAGUAUGAAUUAAUAAAGACAGAAGAUCUCCCUAAUUUAGAUAAUUCUAAAUUCAGCCCCAAAGUCAUCAAGGAUGUUGCACAAAAUAUUUUAAGUUUCUUAAAAAAUAAUGUAACCAAGGCUGGGCAUACUUAUUGGUUGUUUAAAGGCAAGGACGACGAUGUUGUGAAGUUGUAUGACUUAACAUCUUUGUGUAACGAUAUGUCUGAUGAGAAAGGUCAAAAUCCAUUCACUGUACCUGUUGCUAUGCUGCUCUAUAGGGUAGCCCGUAAUAUGAAGUACUCUUCUGAUUAUCAUAGACAAAGGGGUACCAUUAGAAUGCUAUUGAAGAAUUGUAUACAAUUACUGACCAAGGAAAAGUAUCCACAAAUUGUGACAUCUGCACAUUUUAUGUUGUCUGAUCUUUACAUACCGUCAGAUACAGACCCUGCUAACCCAGGACUUUCCGAUCAAAGUGACGAAGAGGAUACACAAAGCGAAUCGAGCAUGUAUUAUGACAAUGAAAAGGAGGAGGAAGAAGAAACUGAAGAUGCAGCCAUAAAGUCUUUAACAUUGGCCAAUAUCAAAGAACACGCAGAAUGUCAAGAACCGAAGUAUAAACCACCGCCAAUUUCGGGCACGGUUGAAGAAAGAUGUUUGGCCGCUCUGGAGCACGUUUAUUGUGGACUAGAAUGUUUACAGUAUUUCCCGACUGAAGAUAAUUCCGAAGAGGACAGGAAUGAAGAAGAAGAAAAGGAGAAAGAGAAAAGGCAGUACGAAGAGAAUCAUUUGAAUAUGGCAAAACCUUUCCAAGCGAUUCCUAUGCCAUAUGUCUCUCUGAAAGAGGAUAGAAAAGAGUCUGAAUCAGGGGAAAGUUUACUAAAUAACAGCCCUACUCAUAAAAAGAAGUUAAAACAGAAGAGAGCUAAAAAAGCUGAAAAAGUUGUUGUAAAACAGGAGCCUGAUGAGCGUGAACCUAAAGCACUGUUAUGCAAACUAAAAGUAGAAACAUUGCCUACAUGGCAGGCGCCCAAAAAAAGUGAUAACAUCAGUUGGAACGCUCAUUUGAAAACAUUGUUAUACGAGAAGGCUUCUUUAAUUUUUGCCGUGCUCGCCGAGAAUGAAUAUGUCAAUAAAAAUUAUGGAGCCUCGUUAAGAUACAUGUUGGCGGUUUUACGUUGCCAGAAAAUAUUGGAGAUGUUCUGCGGUAUCAGAAACGACAAGUCGUUGAGUUAUUUAUUAGGCCGCGCGGGAGAUUGUUGCUUCAUGGUUGUGCAAGAUUGGUGUAACGUCGAGAAACACAGGAAGGACUAUGAAAUGAGGCAUGAAACCGAAGAGAAGAUCGUCGAAGAGAUUUGCAGAAUGGAAGAUUUAGACACGAGUAUGUUGAUAGAUGGCGAAGAAUUAUUGCCACAACAUUUAGAAAGUUUAGAAUUUACUCUAGCAGCGUCUUAUAAGUGUUAUAAAGAAGCAUUGUCUUUAGAACCAUUGGAAAUGGAUAAAAAUAAUCUUCUGAGGCGACUGGGAAACAUUCAUAACGAAUUAGGUGUACUUUACAUGAAUCAAGCGGGAACACGGUACCAACAAGAAAAUUUAGCAGAAGAAUCAUCGAGUUCCAUGAGUGCUAUAACAUCGCUGCUCACUCGAUCGUUGACUCACUUAGAAGCAGGCGUGAAAGCAUUCGAAACUGUUCACGAUGAAGCAAACUUAGCCCUCUUACACUCGAAUACAGGAAGACUUAUGCGACUCUGUGCACACAUGCACGUUAAACAAAACACUCAAGAACGCCAUUUCUACAAUAAAGCUCUUGCGAGUUAUCAAAAAGCCUUGCAAGUCUUAGGUUCGAGAAAAUCAAAUCCCAUGAUUUGGGAUACCGUUACAUGGGAUUUGUCUACCACUUUAUUCACUAUGGCUACAUUGCUACAAGACUAUCCUACAACUGGGUGCAAGACGGAAGAAGAGCUGGAACGAGAAGUUGUUGAUUUUCUACAGAAAGCUCUAAAGCAUUGCGACGUGGAAACGGCUGGACCAAGACAACCAGUUUAUCAAUUCCGUGCCGCAACGAUUCAACAUCGACUUGCAUCUUUGUAUCAUCGUGUCUAUAGAGAAUACGAACCAGACGUGGAUAACAUUAAAAGAAAAACAAGUUUACAGUUGUGCAAGCUUUAUUACGACAAGGCUGCAAAAUUGUUGUUAUCUUUGGAGCAAACUACAGAAUUUUUAACAGUGCAGAUGGAGAGGGUUGCUCUAGCAGAACAUCACGCGCGUUGUGCCACGACUUUUAAUGGCAAGUUAAAAGCAUAUCAGAAUGGUCUUGAAUUAAUUUUACAAUGUAGACCUAUUAUAGACAUAGUGUGCGAUAAGAAUAAUUCUCAAAGACAGAAAGCCGAUAAUGAGAAGACUGUGAGUAAUAAAGCAGAAAAAGGAAAUACGGAAGAGGGGAAAGGGAUUGAAGAACAAAAGUUGAUGGAGAGUGAAGAAAGUUUAGUGGUAUUAAUGGAACAGAGGUUGCAAUUCACCUUACGAUCUCUAACUAAAUUAUUCGUCACUAAAAACAACAGCAGUAACAAAAAAGAGUCAGAAGCACUUGUCAAUUUGUACAAACAGUGCUACAGCAAAACGUUACGACCAGUCACAAUGACUGGCUCCACGUUAAUAGAACAUAUUGCACAGCUCUUACGCGAACUGGAGAAGUUGUUAAUGCUUACCUCCGUAGACUCCUCUUGAACGAAUACUUCGUAUGUAUCUUGUGUGUGCCAGUUUGGAGGUAAAGUGGAAGAUUUCGACCAACGAAAACGCACGACUCCUUCCUCAAGAUCGACGGAAUUUGGUUGACGAUAGAUCACUAUCCCUUAACUCUCUGAAAGCUCCUUCGUGUCUGGUCAUUGACGCUGGUCGUUAUUUCACUUGGAGCCUUUG